UUCAGCGGAGGUCUGAGCCUGCCAUCUUAGGUCCUGUGGUCCCCAGGCGUCCGUUGGGGACAUUUGUGCUGGUGGCGGAGACCGAGUCGCAGGACGCUCCCAGACCCAUCAUGGGGUUGGUGUCCUUUGAGGACGUAGCUGUGGACUUCACCUGGGAGGAGUGGCAGGACCUGAGUGUUGCCCAGAGGACCCUGUACCGGGACGUGAUGCUGGAGACCUACAGCAGCCUGGUGUUCCUGGGUUUGUGCACUGCCAAACCUAAGUUGAUCUUCAAUUUGGAGCGUGGAUUUGGGCCAUGGAGCCUAGCAGAAGCUUCAAGCAGGAGCCUCCCAGGUGUUCAUAACAUGAAUACUCUGAUUGACACCAGCAAGAAAAUUCCUAAGACAUGUUUGCGGCCACACAGAAAAACUAACCAAAAGACACUAAAUGAAGACAUGAUUAAAGCAGAACUAAGGGCUCAACAGGAAGUCUCCGAAGGGACAACAUCCUGUCAUAGAAGAGCCCCUGUAAAAUCUUUGUGCCGCAAUUUACAGAAAACCAAGAAUCAGAUAUCGUACAAUGAUGGGAAUCUCUAUGAAUGUAAGGACUGCGAGAAAGUUUUCUGUAAUAGUUCAACCCUGAUUAAGCAUUACAGAAGAACUCAUAAUGUGUACAAGCCCUAUGAGUGUGAUGAAUGCAGUAAAAUGUACUAUUGGAGGUCAGACCUUACGGCUCAUCAGAAAACUCACAGACAAAAGAAGAGGACCUAUGAGUGUAGAGAAUGUCGGAAGGCUUUCUUCCGCAAGUCUCACCUCAAUGCACAUGAAAGAACCCAUUCAGGCGAGAAGCCUUACGAAUGCACAGAAUGCGGGAAAGCUUUCUUUUACAAGUCUGAUCUUAAUCGACAUAAGAAGACUCAUUUGGGUGAAAAACCUUUUAAAUGUGAAGAGUGCAAGAAAGCUUUUUCUCGAAAGUCCAAACUCGCUAUACAUCAGAAGACUCAUACGGGCGAGAAACCAUAUGAAUGUUCAGAUUGCAAGAAAGCUUUCUCCCAUAAGUCACAACUUACUGCACAUCGGAUUGCUCAUUCAUCUGAGAAUCCUUAUGAAUGUAAAGAAUGCAAUAAAUCUUUCCACUGGAAGUGUCAACUCACAGCACAUCAGAAAAGGCACGCCGGUCUGUGUCUUCUUGGGGAGUGGGUACCGGUUACCAUUCUGUUGCCAUGACCACAAGCAAUGUUGAACAACGUUUCUUCCAUCUUUCGGUCCUGGAAGGAUAAGGGUCUACCAUGUUGGAGAGACGUGUACGGUUGCAAGUGCAGGAACAGGAAGCUGAGAGAGCACCCUUCAGCUGCACACAGGAAGCAGGGUGAGCAUGUGGUGAUAGGCGAUGUCCUUAAAGCCUGACUGCCGUGUGUGUGUUUUCUCUCGUAAGGCUGAAUCUCUCGUGGUUCUAUAACCUCCUCUAGACAGUACCACCAGCUGGGGCCCAGGGUUCAAUGUUUGUGUUUAUGGGGACAUCUCUUACUCAAACCACCAAACAGGUUUUGUGGUGAUCCAUUCCUUACUCUUCAAUGGGACAGGAAGGAGCCACUUAGGGACCUACAUCUCAGACUAGAAAGUAUUUUAAUUAUUUAUUUGUUUAUUUAUUUAUUUUUAUUUCAUGUGUAUGAACCAGCAUGGAUAUCUGUGGACCACAUGUGUACAUCGCUGUCAGAGACCAGCAAAAAGGUAUUGGAUUUAGAAUUGAAAUUAUAGACAGUUGUUAGCUGUCAUGUGGGUGCUGGAAAUAGAACUCCCAUCCUCCAGAAAAACAUUUGUUCUUUUAACCAUUGAGCCAGUUCUAUUUUUGCUUUCUGAAACAGGGCCUUGUGUAGCAUGUACGACCCUGGAACAAGCCAUGUGGCUGAGGAUGGCUUUGAAUUCAUUCUCCUGCCUUAACUUCCCAAUAGAGAUCAUGAUUAUCAAAAGGCUUUGUGGCCAUUGACAAUAGGGGCCGUAGCUAUUCAAACUGCCACAUUCUACUUCCUUCCCCCAUAGGCUUGUAACCAUAACAUAAUGCAAAAUGCAUUUAGUCCAACUUCAA
This is a messenger RNA of Mus pahari (shrew mouse), 2064 nucleotides long. Its product is annotated as zinc finger protein 809. Lineage: Eukaryota; Metazoa; Chordata; Mammalia; Rodentia; Muridae. Gene Ontology annotation, biological process: regulation of transcription by RNA polymerase II. The transcript is spliced from 6 exons. Gene Ontology annotation, molecular function: RNA polymerase II cis-regulatory region sequence-specific DNA binding; DNA-binding transcription factor activity. The record is from RefSeq and is a predicted model, not a curated record. Bases 111 to 1205 code for a protein of 364 amino acids.